Messenger RNA from Saccostrea cuccullata (small rock oyster), 856 nucleotides. RefSeq lists its product as uncharacterized. The transcript has 4 exons. NCBI's taxonomy places the organism in Eukaryota, Metazoa, Mollusca, Bivalvia, Ostreida, Ostreidae. Bases 85 to 633 code for a protein of 182 amino acids. The record is from RefSeq and is a predicted model, not a curated record.
GAGUCAGCACAAUUUAAAUUCAAUAGCACACAACAAGCAGAAAGAAACAAUACCUGUAAUUAUGUGCAUGCCAUUUUAUUCAAAAUGCAUGUAAUUUCUUAUGCUUUCAUGAAGAAUAUAGCGCUUUGUCAACACAACGACUACCACAAUUCUGAAACAUUUCAUCUUCAAGAGCCAGCAAUGUACAGGACACAGGAGAUUUCGGACUAUGGAUGCAUCGGUAACCAAACAAUAUCGGCGUUCAUUUACCUAGACGAGACUCAGCUCAAAACAGUAGUCAGUUGUGAAACAGGGUAUCUCGCCACUUUUCCAAAAUGUGGUAAUGGAAGCUAUCGAAAGACAAUAACACUUCAGGCACAAGAAGAGUUAAACAGUAUCCAUGGUCCAUUUGUUAUGACUAAAGAUGUUAUAGGACACAGAUCCCUCCUCUCAAUAACGUGCUACACGACGACUGGAACAUUCCAUGCAGAAACUUCUAAGCAUAUUAGGUGGUGCAUAAGAACAGUAAAAGACAAACACUUUAAAAUCCUUCCUUUGCAAGAGGAACCGAAUGAGGAAAUAUUCAAGACAUCUUUUGGAAUAAAUUCAAGAGCAGUGUUCUUUAUCAAUUGUCAAAAAACGUUAAAAAUGUAGAAAUCGUCUGCCAAACCAAUUUUUCAAGUGAGUGUGGAUCUGGAACCAUUACAGGAAAGGUUUUCCUAAACAAUGACACACACGAUUACAAUUGGAAAGUUAGCUCAAUUCGAAGUUCAACACAAUUUUUUUUGGAAUUGUUGGAAUGGUUAUAGGGGGAACACUAAUCUUUUUGACAGUUUUGAUUUUUGUGAAAAUCUGGAACAAGGGCGGUAACAGGGAU